UGACAGUGAAGAUCCCCUCGAACUAGAUCCAUGAGGAAUAAAGUAUCGGAUACAUGCAACGAGGCUCUCUAGUGUAUCGAUUUUCAUUGCAUUUUAAUCCAGAGGAGUCAGUGUGUCAGUCUCAGUAGUUCCUGUAUUGCAAUCGGGCGUGUAGAGAACCGCUACAUCAGAAUCAGCGUCCGAUAUUUCUUGCUUUUUCCGUUUCUGUCACUUGUAUACCGCUUAGACGACGUCCAGAAAUUGACAACUCCCAAGCCUCUUGUGAAAGAAUACAUCAGCGACAAGUACUUAUCAACAUGGCCGAGCAGGUGGAGUUGUGCGUAGAGCAGUGGGUCGGCCCAUUGCACGACUUGUUGCAGCUUGGGGUAUUUUCGAAGAAGGAGAUCGAUCAAAUCGUCGAGACCCGCCGCAAUCAGGAGUACAAAAUGAAACACCUAACUCGCACGGGCAAAACGGACCUGUAUCGCAAAGCUACCCUGCAGGCAAUCCAGUACGAAAUCGCACUGGACCUCCUCCGGAAGGAGCGACUUGACAGCCGGAAAAUCGACAAGAAAAUCACGGAGUCAAGCCUUGCCGGGGUCCGCCGAAUCAAUGCCCUCUUCCGACGCUUGUGCCACAAGUGCCCCACCGACGCGAAAGUCUGGCUCCAGUACUUGGAUUUUCUUUUGCGAUCGGGGCAAACCAAGCAGCUAAAGGAGGUAAGCACUACACCGUGAUUCGUUUUUUUAGAACUUAAAUCUCGUGAAUCAACUAUACAUCUGACCGCUACGACUACCGCUAAGUUGUGCGGCAACAAUGUUGCAGCUAAGAAUCUAAGUUAUCUAACAAUAGUUCCCUCUAGUAACCCCGUCAGUUGGGUAAAUCAUUCAUUCAUUCAUUCAUUCAUUCAUUCAUUCACGAGAAUCGUUCGCAUUACAAACAUUCUUCAGGUGUCCUUCCAAGCUCUGCGACAUCAUAGUCGCAACCCGCAGCUAUGGCUGUUGGCGAUCCGCAGAGAGGCGGAGGAAGGGAAUUUCGAAGCAACCCGUAGCUUGUUCGUACGGAGUCUUCGGUUCCUUCCGAAGGAUGUGCAGUUGCUGAAGGAGUAUUUCAAAUGGGAAUUGAAGCAUGGAAAAAGGAAGGCCGACCUCUUGCAGAGCAGAGCAAAGGCACGCGACCCACAGCACCCGCCCGGAACCGAGACAGGCGCUUCAACUCUCCUCUCCGAGGACGCAGCAAAGGUGUUGCGCCCCGCGGCCGUCGUGCUGACUGGCUGUCUUCGACGGAAUGCGGCUGUAGCGGCCGACGUCCUGCCGUAUAUCGAGGCCUGCGGUGCCCCGGUGUGCAACCUGUUUGCAACUAGUGUGUUCGCAAGACAUUUCGCGCAACGCGAGCCGGGAAGAUCCGCAUGUUCAUCUUCUGAGGGCGGAACCACUAGUACACAUCCGGAGGUGGUGGAUCGAGAGCAGGCCAAGCUGAUGCAGUCGUUCGUUGAGAAGUAUGCUCCGCUUUCCAAAAAUGGAGCGGAUGUAGUUCGCAAGGAAACCAUAGACGGACGGCCCUGCCCGUCGGAAAGUGUAAAAGAGAUGGAAGCGGCGUUCCCGGUGCCAGCCCUUGCAGACGAGGUGGCGUUUGCAGAUCUUGGGCAAGAGGAGGAGGAGGAGAGCGGCAGCGAGGAAGAAGAGUCGUCUUCAGAGAUUGGCGGAGCGGAAAGCGUGCGCGGGCUUGCUGAAGAAGACGGAGCGACGAUGAAGAAGAACGAAAAAUCUUCACAGGCCGACCCCGAAGGACGAGCAAGAAACGAACUGAAAAACAACGAGCAUUCCGCGGAGUCGAGUGUUGAUGAUGCGACCUCUGAUUAUACCAAGCGACAGCUUUUAGAGACCCUUCAACGAGGACGCGCCGCUGGCUCCGAGCACAGCAAGGAAGAUGUCAGCGACGCGGAGGAGGAAGAAGAAGAAGAGAGUGACUCCGGUGCAAUCUCCGACAACGAUCUCGAAUCUUCUGCUAAUAAUCGGGUAGAAAAAGCAGGUGUAAGCCCAGUGGACAGGGAAGAUCUGUCCGAUGAAGAUUCGGAGGCAGCAAGCAGCGACGACGAAGAUGAGCACCUAGAGCCAAAUCUGAAACGACCAAAAUUUCUCGACUGACGCCAUGCACUCGUCAUAACGUUGUAGAACAUAAAAAUGGAUGAAUCUGUCAGACUGGAUCGCCUUCACCAUCGUAACUGCGGG
Molecule: messenger RNA, 2210 nt
Organism: Amoebophrya sp. A120
Lineage: Eukaryota; Dinophyceae; Syndiniales; Amoebophryaceae
Source: the annotation of a GenBank genome assembly